UAAAAAAAAUUUGUUUCAAAAAGUGUUGGAAAAAUGUGAACAGUUAAAUAAAAAUUAUAAUAAAAAUUAUGCUAACUUAUAAGAAAAUUAAAAAUUUUAAUUAUAUUCAAGCUAAAAGUAUGUCAUGAUGUGUGUCCUUAAAGCCGUCGGCUAAGAAAACCAAAAAAUUAUUAAAUUUAGAGCAAAAUAUAUUUGAAUGAAUAUGAAAAUGUGAAAUUCUUCAACAACAAAAAAAUAGUAAUUUCAUUUCGAUUUUCUUGCAUAUUUUAACAAUUCUGACCAUAAGUAAGAAAACUAAAAAAAAAACAUAAAAAAUUUUUACUUAUAUUCAGUUUAAAAACCCUGCCAUAUCGGUUGCAUAUUUCCUGUUUAUGUUAUGCUAUUAAAGUUUUGCGUGUCAACACCAUGUAAUUCUAGUUUCACAAAAAGUUGAAUUUUUAUUUGGUUUUUGUGUCGAUAUUUUUUGUAUUAUAUGGCAGAUUCAUAUACCUAGAGUUUUUUUGCGUGUGUUGUAUGUUUUUUACAUAAAUUAUAAAAAAAUUACAUAAAAAGCAAUUGCAUGCAACAUUUUUGAACAACUAUAAACAAAGCCCUAAAAUAACAUAAAAACGCAUACAUACAAAAUCUUACUGCUAUAAUAAACAACAGCACUACAAGAACUUGUCGGUCAACAGGAAGUUAAACAUGAAGAAGAAUUUGAAAAAAAAUGGAAGAAAAACAAGCUAAAUGAAAUAAACCAAAUAAAUAUGCAAUAUAGCAUGACACAAAUAACAGCAAAUAACUAAUAAUACAAACAAACUAAAUAUUUAACAAAUGUAUAAAGCAGCGAAUAAAAACACAAACAUAAAAAUAAUAAAAAGUGAAAAAUAAUAGAAAAAUAUAAAUGAAUGAGAAAUAAAAUGUUUGUGAAACCCGUUAAAAUUUGCAAUUUCCGUUUUUGAUAAAGAAAAACUGAAAAAACGAACAAAUAUUUAUUUAAAAAAAAAAAACUAAAAACGAAAACUAUUUCAAAUGAACUAUUUCCGUUUAAUUACAAAAAAUGUAAGAAAAAAUGUGAAAUAAACAACUAGUGAUUAAAUUAUGUGUUAAAAUUGAACAAAAAUAGAAAAUUAGUUAAACUUAAAAAAAAACAUUGAUAAAUAAUAAAAAAACCUUUAAAUACUUGUUUGUGAUUUUACUAGAAAUAAGUGCCAAUAAAUUAAAAGUACAGUUGUUAAAUAAACAUCUUUCAUUUCUUAUUUCUUACCUUCCUUGUUUUAUAGUCCUUUUCAUUAAGUCUAACAAUUUUCUUUUUCUCCUACAAAAGUGCAAGCAAUUAUUUUGCAAUUAAAAUUCUUGCAGUUUUUAAGCCCUCCAAACAUUUGUUUUCAACUUUUCUACACUAACGACUUGAAUGUUAAAAGUGCUGUACACUUUGGCAAAUAAAUUUAACCCAGUGCUAUAAAUAAAUUCAAUUCCUUAGUGUUAUAAAACAAAAACAAGGAAAAUUAAACGAAAAAAAUAACAAGCAAAGUGUAAAAAAAAAGUUCAAACAAGUAAAACAAAAAAUGACCUCCUCUAACUUUUACACAAGCAGCAGCCGCAGCAGUAGCAGCUCAACAUUGGCCGCUUUAGCCUCAAUAACGGCCUCAACUUUAAAAGUUGUGGCUGCUUUAAAUAACUCGGUAACAAGGGUGGCUGCAUUGGCGGUGGCAGGAACAACAGGUGCUUUGGCUACCUAUAUGGCCGAGAGCCAACAUUCCUCCCUAUCGUCAUCAGCAUAUGCACAUCCCUAUCAUAGUAGUUAUACGGCCGGAAACAGCACCGCCAUUGCCAAUGGUAAUACCAAUAUUAAUACAAUAUUAUAUCAUAAUACCAACAGCAACAACAACAACAACAGCAUCACUGAUAAUAACAGCACCCUCGGUGUCAGCAAUUAUAAUUCUUCCAUAUCCUUCUUAGCGCCGGCACUAAAUAUGACCCAAAGACAUUUUGUAGGAAGCCUACACAAUGUCAACAGCACUCUGAUUGGAGGCAGUGGCAGCGGCUUUAGCAACAACAACAAUAAUUCACUGGUUGAUGGUUUAAUGGUCGAUCAUUUGCCUCUUCAAUUAAUUACGUCAACAGCCAGUUCAAAGGGAAACCUUGAUAUAGAAAUCGAUAUACAAUUGUUAACCAGCGAUUAUGAAGGAAGUACGGUAAGUUGGUAUUUCAAUGAUUUUACUAUAUAUAACAUCAGAUGUGAUUUAAGUUAAUUGAAAGAAAUUUUAAACAAUUUCCAAAUUUAUUCCCUGUUGUUUGUGUAACACAUGACCAGAGGAAAUCUUUAUUUAUCUCUUCACAGUUUACCACUUUUUUGUGGGCGUCGUAAAGGAAUUUCCAUUGAAAGCCAAAU
This is a messenger RNA of Lucilia sericata (common green bottle fly), 2374 nucleotides long. RefSeq lists its product as uncharacterized. The record is from RefSeq and is a predicted model, not a curated record. The transcript is spliced from 2 exons. The coding region runs from base 1548 to 2234 and encodes 228 amino acids. Lineage: Eukaryota; Metazoa; Arthropoda; Insecta; Diptera; Calliphoridae.